ACAAGAGCUUCAAGGUGUGCCAUAAUCAGUUGGUUGCUAUCUUUGGUGAACAGUGUCACUGGUUGAUUCUAAAAUGGAGAUGAACUUACUAGAUGUUGACAAUGAAAACAGUUCUGUGUGGUUUUAAGGGCCAUCCAAAUACAAAUCAAAACAGAUUCAACUUUUAAGAAAAUAUUGAGUUUAAAUAUGUUGCCUGAUGGUUGUGUUAAUUGUUAUUGCUUUCUAUUGAGAUCUUAUUUAUGAGAUCUGAUUGUGUGACUCCUGGUGUCAAAAACUGUUGACAAGAAUAUUCCCAUUUUGUGGUGGAGACAAAGUACAACUACAAUUAUAUGUGAACAUAUCUUACUGUUGAUCAGCUAACAAUGAUUCAUUCACGGAAACAAUUUAUGCUUUAUGGAUAUUAUGACAAUGAAAGCGACGAUGACGGUAAGCUAGAUGCCUUUAAAUGAUGUAGUGGAAAGGUUGUGUUUGACAGCACUAAUGUAGCAACUUGUUUGUUUUUAUAUCCCAGCUACCAGUAUGAUAUCCCAUUCUCCAGCUACGAGUAUGAUAUCCCAUACUCCAGCAACCAGUAUGAUAUUCUAUACUCCAGCUACCAGUAUGAUAUACCAUACUCCAGCUACCAGUAUGAUAUACCAUGUCCCAGCUACCAGUCUGAUAUCCCAUACUCCAGCUGCCACUAUGAUAUCCCAUACUCCAGCUACCAGUAUGAUAUCCCAUACUCCAGCAACCAGUAUGAUAUCCCAUACUCCAGCUACCAGUAUGAUAUCCCAUACUCCAGUUACCAGUAUGAUAUCCCAUAUUCCAGCUACCAGUAUGAUAUCCUAUACUCCAGCUACCAGUAUGAUAUCCUAUACUCCAGCUACCAGUAUGAUAUCCCAAUAAAUAUAAAAUAAAUAAGAAUUUAAAGUCAACUGCUUGAUUUCCAGUGUACUAUGGGGAGGGCUGCGUUCACGUAGAGAUAAUAUGAAAUAUAAAACAGCGAGUUAGGGAAAUUCUUCCAGGUUUCACCCUACAUUGUACGUUAGACUUAUUUCAAACCAGUUUUGAAGGAAUUUGAAAUUGUUUUUAGGUAUAGAUCAAAACUGAGUGUACUGGCAAAGUCAAAACAUUGUUCAAAUUAAACAUAGUCAAACAAAUGCAUCCAUAUUUUUUUUUUAUUAUUAAGAAAAGAAUGGAAUGCAUUAUUUAGUUCCGAUUUAACUCGGUGACAAAGGGAUUUAUAAAAAUGCUUGUCCUUGACCUUAAUAUCUCCCUUGCUCCAAGUGUCCCAUCAUGUCAGGGAAUUGGAGCAUGGAACAAGCGGUUCAAGUCCUAUUAUUUUAAAAUCACUCAAUUCAUCAAUUUCAUCAUUGUCCAGAUUAUUGAAUGAACAGAAUUCAGCUGAUUGCCACCGCAUACAUACAUGCAUAGUUUGCAUUGUAUUGUAACGGUCUAAAUGUGCAGUCCUGGCAUUGUUCUUCAUAGCCACUGCAUACAUACAUGCAUAGCUUGCAUUGUAUUGUAACGGCUCUAAAUGUACAGUCCUAGCAUUGUUCUUCAUAGCCACCGCAUACAUACAUGCAUAGCUUGCAUUGUAUUGUAACGGCUCUAAAUGGACAGUCCUAGCAUUGUUCUUCAUAGCCACCGCAUACAUACAUGCAUAGCUUGCAUUGUAUUGUAACAGCUCUAAAUGGACAGUCCUAGCAUUGUUCUUCAUAGCCACCGCAUACAUACAUGCAUAGCUUGCAUUGUAUUAUAACAGCUCUAAAUAGACAGUCCUAGAAUUGUUCUUCAUAGCCACCGCAUACAUACAUGCAUAGUUUGCAUUGUAUUGUAACGGGUCUAAAUGUGCAGUCCUGGCAUUGUUCUUCAUAGCCACCGCAUACAUACAUACAUGCAUAGCUUGCAUUGUAUUGUAACAGCUCUAAAUGGACAGUCCUAGCAUUGUUCUUCAUAGCCACCGCAUACAUACAUGCAUAGCUUGCAUUGUAUUGUAACAGCUCUAAAUGGACAGUCCUAGAAUUGCUCUUCAUAGCCACCGCAUACAUACAUGCAUAACUUGCAUUGUAUUGUAACAGCUCUAAAUGGACAGUCCUAGCAUUGUUCUUCAUGUUUGUUAUGUACAAUAUCUAAUAACUGAAAGGAGCAGGGGAGGCUAAUGAAGUGUGGCAAGGGAGGUGAUACGUGAGUAGUUAUUGCUACCUUCGUUAAUAAGCACUGUCAAUACUUUACGCAUCUGUUGGUAUAGUUUGGUAGAGUGACAAUAGCCACUGUCAAUACUUUACACAUCUGUUGGUAUAGUUUGGUAGAGUGACAAUAGCCACUGUCAAUACUUUACGCAUCUGUCGGUAUAGUUUGGUAGAGUGACAAUAGCCACUGUCAAUACUUUACACAUCUGUUGGUAUAGUUUGGUAGAGUGACAAUAGCCACUGUACACAUUGUGCAUCUAUUGAUAUUUUACAGGGCCAAGGCCUUAAUUUUGUUUCCCACCAUAUCUCCAUAUUUAAUGUCAAUCUAGAAGGUGGGGUGGGGUGCUUUGCAUCCCAUUCCUGUUUGUGUUAUGUGUCACCCUGUUUGUGUUAUGUGUCACCAUGUAAUAUUUGCACUGAAAGGUAUUUCCCCCUUUUCUUUUAUUCCUAGAUUUCUUACUGCCUGAUGACCUCUAGAGCACUAAUUCCCACUACCAAAAGUACAUUUCCCUUGCCCCAUGUUGUUAAGUCCAUCCUAUCUUCCAAUGCAUGUUUAUUCUGACGCUGGUAUGUUGUUGUUUUUUUUGCCCUCGCUUUUUUUUCUCACUUGCUUAGUGUUAAUUGAAGAGACUAGUCCUUAAGCAGACUAGUCAUUAAGCAGACUGGUCAUACAAAACUGUGGCUUAAAGUUAAAGGUGAUCCACGGAAUGACAGCGGAACUGCCAGGUGAUUUCACAGUAAAGCUUUAUGAUUUGUGCCAUGACGGUACUUUUGGGGUUUUCACGGGUUGUCAUGCUCUGAUAGGUUUUAGUGCUUCCUCUGAAUGAGCUACUUAGAAUUAAGUUAUCUUGUUUUGUCUUGUUGUUUUUUUCUUCCUUCUGUAGAUUGCUAACUGUCAAAGUUGGAUGGGUCUUUUAUGCAAAUAGAAUUUUAUGGGAAUGAAUGGAAUUUCCCUGCUAUCAUGUAUUUUAACUUCUUUGUUGGAAGGGGUGGGGCAACUGUUUCUUAUUAUUUGUUUGAAACAGUUUUGUUCUUGUUCUAUAACUUACAUUUGCUUGAUUUAUCCAAUAAACCCUUCGCCUUCAGCUCUCUAACUUUGCACUAAAAAAUAUCAUUUUAAUCUGACUAACAGUGAAAGCAGUUAUUAAGAUGACAUUUCGACCUAACUGACUGGGAACAUCAUUUGCUUUGAUUUGCUCUUUAAGGUUUCAUAACAAAAUUCCGAGUUUUUACCUUUUAAUAAAUUGGGAAGUUUUAAUGUUGGCUUUUACUUUUCUGUUUGUUUAAAUUCAACUGCCCAGAUCCUCUUUUGUUUUUAAAAUCAACUGCCCAGAUCGUCUUUGGUUUUUAAAAUCAACUGCCCAGAUCCUCUUUUGUUUUUAAAAUCAACUGCCCAGAUCGUCUUUUGUUUUUAAAAUCAACUGCCCAGAUCGUCUUUUGUUUUUAAAAUCAACUGCCCAGAUCGUCUUUUGUUUUUAAAAUCAACUGCCCAGAUCCUCUUUUGUUUUUAAAAUCAACUGCCCAGAUCGUCUUUUGUUUUUAAAAUCAACUGCCCAGAUCCUCUUUUGUUUUUAAAAUCAACUGCCCAGAUCGUCUUUGGUUUUUAAAAUCAACUGCCCAGAUCGUCUUUGGUUUUUAAAAUCAACUGCCCAGAUCGUCUUUUGUUUUUAAAAUCAACUGCCCAGAUCGUCUUUUGUUUUUAAAAUCAACUGCCCAGAUCGUCUUUUGUUUUUAAAAUCAACUGCCCAGAUCGUCUUUUGUUUUUAAAAUCAACUGCCCAGAUCGUCUUUUGUUUUUAAAAUCAACUGCCCAGAUCGUCUUUUGUUUUUAAAAAUAUGAUUUUGCCAUCUGUUGAAUAAUCGUCCUUUAAUCUUAAAUUGGAGCCAUCGUCUCACCCUUACAAGAUUCUCUAAUCCCUGACGCCAUCUUUAAUCAGUUAGAACUGACUACUCUUCUAUGAUAUGUUGACAGUAAAAUUUUGAAAUAUCGGAACCUGUCUACUUUUUAACUAGUCUAUACCUUUCUGUGUAAAUACAUAAUUACAUAAGUCAACAUCUCCAUAAUUUUCAAAGGGUCAGUUUACAUCUUGAUAAGCCAACGGAUUGUUUUACCUGUCCAAAACUGAAAUUGCAGCGCUCGCACUUAUUGAACUGAUGUUAAAUUUAACUCCACAGUGAACUCCGAAGCCAAUGCCAGGAGGAUAAACAACGUAGAGCAAUGUUUUGGAUCUUCUGGCCAGGUGAGCAUAGUUUUUUUGGAACAUAUUCUAUUGUUGACUUUGAAGGUUAUGUAAAGGAAAUAUCAUUGAAGUAUUCAUUAAAUAUCUGUUCAUUAUAAUUAUAACUAUUGAAUACUAAUUAAAUAUCUGUUAAUUUUAACUAUUGAAUACUAUUUAAGUAUCUGAAAUGAGAUUUUAACAUAAUUUUGCCAGUCUAUUUACACACUGAAAAAAGUCAUCUUAGAAAGUUUCUUGUUUUAGCCACUCAUCUUUUGGAUGCAUGACUUAUUUAGUUGUUAUCUCCUUUCAGCCACUCGGCAUACCCGGCCGGGUAUUAGUCGGCGAAGGUGUAUUAACAAAAAUGUGUCGCAAAAAGCCUAAGCCGCGCCAGUUCUUCCUCUUUAACGAUGCUCUAGUCUACGGAAAUAUUAUCAUUCACAAAAAAAAGGUAACAAUUUGUUGUUUGCCUAACCUAUGGGACAUCAAAAUUUGAAUCAUGGUGCUUGAUGGCCAUCAUGAAAUAUAAUUGAAAUGUAAUCCGCCUAUUAUUUAUCGUAAAAUUACUACUGUUGUUAAAUUGAUUGUCUUGAAAAUAGUAUAUGUUGAGGAGUAGAUAUUUUAUUCACUUAAAGUCUGUUGCUUGUGUGGAAAAUAUGGUAUCGUUAGAACAAUUAAUAAAAAACCUGAUUAAAUCUGACCAAUUUAAGGCCAAACCGUUUUUAAUUGAUUAGCCUGAACGCAGCAAAUGUGUCUUCUGGUCCGCUCAAUGGAAUAGUAGGGAUGCAUGAAUGAUUUGCCAGGAAUAUCAGAGAGUCAUAAGUAUGGAAUAGUACAAGAUUAUUUUAAUGGGGUGAACAUUUUUUAAGAGGAAUCCUCCCAUUUCUUCCCCAGUACAAUAAGCAACACAUAUUACCGCUGGAAGACGUCAAGUUAGACAACGUGGCCGAUGAAGGAAGUAGGUGCUAGACAUGAUUUUUAUGUUUAUGUUUAAAAAAGAAUGAAAUUAAGCUAAGUUUACACGGUCCAAGGUUUAGAAAAUCAGACAAUAAAAACCAGUGUUUGCUUGAUGCUCACAUUUCAGAUCUGCGCAAUGGUUGGAAGAUAAUGAGUCCCAGCAAGUCUUUCAUUGUCUAUGCAGCAACAGCAACAGAGAAAAAGGAGUGGAUGGCCCAUAUACGAAAGUGUGUCAAUGAUAUUUUAGCUCAAAGUAAGGAACUCCACUUACAGAAAUGAACAUUUUUGUUACAGUUGAACAAUUUUUUAAACACUAUUUCAAGAAAUAUGUCAGCUAGAUUUUCAUUUACCAACCCACUCCUAAUGACACCUACCCACUCCUAAUAACACCUACCCACUCCUAAUGACAUGUACCCACUCCUAAUGACACCUGCCCACUCCUCAUGACAGACACCUGCCCACUCCUCACCACAUUGAACUAUCCCACCAUCACUUUUACACUGACAGAAACAUGGCCAAGUAUUUACCAGUUUUGAUGGAAAUCAUUUUUUAUUUUCAUUUUAAUUCCCUUAUUUCUUUUUCUAUAUGGAUUAAAAAAAUUUUUUUUUAAAUUGAAUACAUUGAUUUUUCUAAAAAUGGAUCUAUUUUGACAAAGAGUGCUGGUCCAAUUACAUCAGAGCUUGAAGCUUAUCCUACUGUGCCGAAAUAUGUCCUAAAUGUUUUGUUGUCACCUUUGAACACUACAGGAGGUCUCCGCCAGAGCACAUCAAUAGACUCUCCGGUUUGGGUUCCUGAUUCAGAGGCCAAGACUUGUAUGCACUGUAGAAAGUCUGAGUUUACAGUCGUCAAUAGAAGGGUGAGCUACAUUGUCAGUCUUACUCUCAAGUUUUACCGUCCAGUUGCUAUAAACUUUUAUUAGUAUGUGGGGGUGGGGGGGCUGUUCGUACACCACUACUAGCAUUAUAUAAACCAAAUGUAUCAGAAUGUUUGAUCAAUAUUUAUUUCAACAGCUAGAUUAAACAAACAAAUCUGAAUGUUUAAACCAGAUCGUCUGCCUUUGAUUUGUGUGAAAGGCUCGUUGAGUUACUUUCUUUUACCUCAAGCUGUGAUUAUCAUACAUUUUCCCAUGCCAGCCAUAUUAUGCUACUACUUCUGUUUAUACUGAACAACCUUAGGGGCGCUUGUAUAUAAAGGGUGUCCACAUAAAAUAUGCAUAUAAUAUAUGUUUUUUCUGCACUUUUUGUCCCAAUGUGGCUUACCCACCCCAUCCUUCGGGGUAUAGACUGCGGCAAUUUUGAAAUACCAGGAAGUAUAACGGUUAUAAAGAGCAAAGAGUCAUUAGAUUUAAACUUAUGGGUCCAUCCAUAUAUUACGUAUGGCCCACUGCCACAACAGUAUGUCAUUCAAAUAUUACGUAUGACCCACUGCCACUACAGUAUGUCAUCCAUAUAUUAUGUAUGGCCCACUGCCAUGACAGUAUGUCAUUGAUAUAUUACGUAUGACCCACUGCCAUGACAGUAUGUCAUCCAUAUAUUAUGUAUGGCCCACUGCCAUGUCAGUAUGUCAUCCAUAUAUUACGUAUGGCCUACUGCCACGACAGUAUGUCAUCCAUGUAUUGCGUAUGUCCCACUGCCAUGACAGUAUGUCAUCCAUAUAUUACUUAUGGCCCACUGCCACGACAGUAUGUCAUCCAUGUAUUGCGUAUGUCCCACUGCCAUGACAGUAUGUCAUCCAUAUAUUACUUAUGGCCCACUGCCACGAUAGUAUGUCAUAUAAUUUACAAUUUGCCUAAUGGGGGGAUGAAAGCUUAUUUACAUACUCUUUAGGGGGGGGGGUGUUAAAAUUUGAAUUAUGCAAAUUUUUUAUAUAUACCAACAAAAUAAUUAGAGGGAAUUUUUAAUAAAGGUUUGGUUCUUUAUGAUUAUUUGUUCAAAUUUUGUUAAAGAGAUGAUCCAUCCAGGCACACAGCCACGAUAGUAUGUCAUAUAAUUUACAAUUUGCCUAAUGGGGGGAUGAAAGCUUAUUUACAUACUCUUUAGGGGGGGGGGGUGUUAAAAUUUGAAUUAUGCAAAUUUUUUAUAUAUACCAACAAAAUAAUUAGAGUGAAUUUUUAAUAAAGGUUUGGUUCUUUAUGAUUAUUUGUUCAAAAUGUGCUAAAGAGAUGAUCCAUCCAGGCACACAGGCAGUGGGGGGUAGAGCAGCAUGUUCAAAAUGACCUAAAGAGAUGAUCCAUCCAGGCACACAAACAGUGGGGGGUAGAGCAUCAUGUUCAAAAUGACCUAAAGAGAUGAUCCAUCCAGGCACACAGGCAGUGGGGGGUAGAGCAGCAUUAGAGAUCCUCCUUCACACCCUGCUUCCGUCUGGUGGCAUUUGAACACACACCCCUUAAAUCUAUGUGGAUGACCUUUAUGCACAGCCCCUUAUCACGCCAGAAAAGAGAGUGAAGUUGUGUUUUGUGCAAUGGAAAUGAAAAUUCAAAAUCUUGUAACAAAAUAAAGGAGGAUUAUUGUCCCAAUUAGUAUUAUUAUUCAACAGAUUGAUAAUUUUAAAAUAUUUUUCUUGAAGCUAAAUAUUUUUGGCCAUAAUUACUAAAAAUAAAAAGAAACAUAUGUGUGACAAAUGUCUAUGGAUGCCAUUACAAUCUAUACAGUGAAACCUGGGAAUAGCCCAUCCUUGGUAGCAAUUCAAAGGUAGUGCUAUAUGCACGGAUGAAACUUUUGGCAGGUUCAACCAGAAUGAUGAUCUGGCCCAAUAAUUAGGAAGAAGACAUGUAUAGUGAAAAUAAGAAGAAAUGAGUAAACAAAGAUAGUAUAUAGUUUUCAGAGUAAACAGAGAUGGUAUAUAGUUUUCAUAUGUGUCUAAUAACCACAAAACCAUUGGGGAAACUAAGCAAGGUUUUAUUAAACAUGAAGUCAUUUAUAUCAACAUGUCGGCCUACAUGUACAUGUACAGUAUUUGACAACUCUGUCUGGAACAUGUGCAGUGUGGCCAUUUUGAUUGCCUUGCUUUUACCAUGGAUUGGCAAAAUGUACAUACCGUUCCCAUACAUCAUUCACAGCACUUAGUCUCUUAGCAACAUGCUGUUUCAUCCUGAUUUUAUUUUUUUUUUAAAUUUCUCUUGUAAGCUGAUUAGCCAAGCAAAUGAUCUAGGUCACACCCUGUGCAUGAUGUUAAAAAUUUGUGACAUGGUGUGUGUCAUUCACAGAGAAAAAUACAUAUUGUCCUUCAGAAACCCUUACACACUUAGGAUUUGACAGUAUCGGACUAUUUCCCUAUGUGACGGGACUAUUUCCCCGGUGGGUUUCAUUUAAAAAUUUAUCCAUGUGGUGUGAGAGUUAGUGCUAUUUCAAGGUUUGCAAUUCACAGGUUUUACUGUACUCCAUACUUCAAGACAAAAAGUUAUGACAGAGCUGGGGUAAAUGAUUGAAAUUGUAAGGAAGCUUUUAUUUGCUUUUACAAAACUUUAAAAACAUCCUUUAUUUUUUUUAAACAUAAUUUUUCCAUGUGCAGCAUCAUUGUCGACACUGUGGCAUAGUGGCCUGUAACCCCUGUACGGGCAAACGCUGGCUCCUCCCACAACAGAGCUCUAAACCAAUCAGAGUUUGCCUUACUUGCUACCAGAAAUUAUCCAAUGAAGCCUCAGAGUUUUCAGCAUCCAGAAAGCGUAAGCAAUUUUAAUACUCAUUUCAUAUCUAGUAUUACUCUGAUUGCUUUUUGUCCUUGGCAUGCUAAGAUGACCAAGGCAAUUUUCUACUUGAGUAGUAGCCUUGCUUGAGCUGUAUUUUGUUUAAAGUGUGGGAGAGUUGCUCAAUUCCUCAACCUCACUCUCUCUUCUUUGAUCCCAUGACAAGAAUUAGUCAAGACGACUGGAAAUAGACCAGGAUGCAUUAGAUGACCAGCAGUGAUUUGUUUGUUUGUUUUGUGUUUCACUGUGCUGUUUCUGCGUUCAAUGUUGCAGGAGUUGUUGGAGUUUUCAUUGUGUCAAUGUCAUCUAGGAUAUGAAGGUCAUGUGAGAUGGUCACAUACUACUAGUUACAUUUUUCCUCAACUAACCUCAUAUACAUCAAGUCUUCAAAUUGAAAACUUAUUUUAAUUAAAUCCCUAAUAAGAUAACAAAAUCAACUGAAAUAUUCUUGACUUAAAAUGUUUUAAAUCAGCCCAAGUUGAUUGAUCCAAGUAUUUGUUAGCCUGCCCCCUGGUGCUCUGAUUAGGAUGUUGAGAAUGUUUCAGUUGGAAAGACAGAAUGUCAAAAUUGUUGCUGUAACAAUUCUAAAUUAUUUGUUUACAUUUCUCAGACAUUUAACUACCUGUACUGAAAAAUGGGUGUAUUCCUAGAAUCAUUAACAGGACUGUUACAAUAGUACAUUUGGUAGACUGCAUAUGAUAUUUUUAUGUGAUGUAUCAGUCUGUUAAACUCAGAUUGUUAAACUCAGAUUUAACUGUUUCAACAUAUUUGCUUUUUAACAAAUGUGCUUGCCUUUUUGUGUCUGUAGACUCUGUGAUAACAGGGGGAGAUCAUCCCAAUUCUUCAGGUGAGGACUCUUCAGAAGAUGACGAUGACCCGGCAAGAGAUGGAAUGCCAUCAGCUGAUCAAAUUGCUAUUCAUGAUGUGAGUUUAUACUAUAAACAUUUAUAUACAUAUAUUUUUAAACUAAUAAAUUAAUGCCCUUUUUCUCUUGUAUUUUAGUCAUUCAUGUUAUGAAGAGAUUUAUUAAUUUGAGAAAAUUUAUGUACGAAAUUUUAUUUAUCACCAAUAAUAAUUCUCUUGUUGUGCUGCGUUUAAUAAGUGUGGUAAAAAAAAUUUCCAUAAGUUAAAAAUAAUUUGGAUUCUUAUAAAGUGCGUCACUUGAAGCAUAUUUGAUCAAGUAACUUUAUUUUAGGAAUCUCAUGCAUUGCCGCCACCAUUGUUGGUCAGUUUAUUUCUGGUAACUGAAUCAUAAAAGUUGUAGAACAUAAUUGGUUUAUACGUAUCAUUUCAGGCACACUUUCAAAGUUAUGAUUAGCAGACUUCAACUUUACAAUGAGCAAAGAGUGUCCACUCUACUUAAUGAGGGGAUAGAGGUGACCAGUCCUGGACAUCAAUGAUAAUAACGUCUCCAUCCAAGUGUGUUUGUGUUCAGUGUGGGGAUUUUUAAAAAUAGAUAUGUAGUUUUCAUUAACCCUCAUCAUUUAGAAAUAAAUAUUUAAAAAAAAAAUAAAGCUCCUAUGACAAUAAAAGCAUCUGUGUAUGAAGAAGAUAGACUGUCUUUAAGUUCAACUCUUUGAAAUGUAUUAGACAAAACAUUGAUCAACUUUUCAAUCAAAUGCCAUGAUUUAUGGAAAAGAAACCAAUAACUUCCAAUAAGUCUUAUUUAGAAAAUGUUCAAGCUCAUUCCACCCCCUCUCGGCUACAGGGAUGUGAAUCAAAAACUUGUACUGUUGGGGUCAGUCAAAGGAAGGAUUUGAUUACAUUUGAACAUUCUACCUACACCCGGGUAUAUUGUUAGUGUAUCUGGUUAUGUCUUUUUCUAGACCCCCCUUUUAUCGCAAUUUUUUUAAAUGUAUUUAUUUUUUAUUCCUUUUUGAUUUUAGGUAUUGUGGUGGG
Messenger RNA from Lymnaea stagnalis (great pond snail), 10927 nucleotides. NCBI's taxonomy places the organism in Eukaryota, Metazoa, Mollusca, Gastropoda, Lymnaeidae. The record is from the annotation of a GenBank genome assembly.